Molecule: messenger RNA, 720 nt
Organism: Penicillium longicatenatum
Lineage: Eukaryota; Fungi; Ascomycota; Eurotiomycetes; Eurotiales; Aspergillaceae
Exons: 4
Coding region: 1-720 (239 amino acids)
Biological process (GO): ribose phosphate biosynthetic process
Molecular function (GO): sedoheptulose-bisphosphatase activity
Source: RefSeq, a predicted model, not a curated record
AUGGCACCCCGUUGUUUCAUUGUCCGCCACGGCGAAACAGAAUGGUCUCUAAACGGCCGCCACACCGGCUCGACAGACCUCCCCCUCACAGCGAACGGCGAGAAACGCAUAAUUGCGACAGGCAAGGCGCUAGUGGGGAAUGAUCGAUUAGUCGUGCCAAAGAACCUUGUCCAUGUAUACGUCUCACCCCGCACCCGCGCCCAACGAACCCUCGAACUCCUCGAAAUCGGCUGCCGCGAACGACUACCCUGGAACGAAAAGCGGAAGCCCGAAAGCCAAGAGCCGAUUCGCACGGAGGCGAAGGUGGAGGUUACCGAUGCAAUUCAGGAGUGGGAUUAUGGUGAUUAUGAGGGUUUGACCAGUAAGCAGAUUAGGUCUAUCCGGGCAGAGAAGGGGGAGGGACCUUGGAAUAUCUGGACGGAUGGAUGUCCUGGUGGAGAGUCACCUGAAGACGUGAUGCAUCGUCUUGAUGCAUUGAUCGCCGAUAUCAGGGAGAAGUAUCAGCGGCAAUGCUUUGAGAACCCGGAUUCGCCCAAGGGUGAUGUUCUCGUUGUUGCGCACGGACAUAUUCUCCGUGCAUUUGCAAUGCGCUGGGUAGGCAAGCCGUUGACUGAGACAUCUUUUAUCCUCGAGGCUGGAAGUGUGGGAACUCUGAGCUAUGAGCACCACAACAUCGAGGAGCCUGCAAUCAUGCUGGGUGGACAAUUCGUGGUUGAAUAG